Messenger RNA from Truncatella angustata, 1542 nucleotides. RefSeq lists its product as uncharacterized. Gene Ontology annotation, molecular function: protein binding. The record is from RefSeq and is a predicted model, not a curated record. The annotation marks the transcript as partial. The transcript has 2 exons. Gene Ontology annotation, cellular component: microtubule organizing center; mitotic spindle; MWP complex. NCBI's taxonomy places the organism in Eukaryota, Fungi, Ascomycota, Sordariomycetes, Amphisphaeriales, Sporocadaceae. Gene Ontology annotation, biological process: microtubule anchoring at mitotic spindle pole body; protein localization to mitotic spindle pole body; mitotic sister chromatid segregation.
GCUUCCCCACAUUGCCUCCCAAGCCCAAAUGGCAAGUUCAUUGCAACGAUCUUGCCGUCAGAAGUCAGUAUCAGGGCCGUCGAAACUCUCGAUGUUGUGCGAACCAUCAAGCUACGUGCAGAUCUUGCUGCUGCAAUCACCACAUUUGCGUGGUCGCCCACAGCCGAGAGCCUCUUACUCUCCACCAACGACGAAAUACACGUGUACUCUGCACCAGAUGGCGACCUUCAUGCGACCAUGCGUAACUCUUCUACAUCCGGAGCAAAUUUGAGUUUCGUGAAUUUUGGCGCUACUAAUAGGGAGGCUUGCGUCUGCUCCGCUCACGGGAUCACACUGUCACUUUUCAAUCUCGCUUCUCUGAAGACAAUCGAAAUAAGCAAUCCAAAGUUCUACACCGCAUCGUCUGCCACCCGCGGGUACUCAAUCCGACCACUUACGCAUCAUUUAGCACUACUUACCAGGACUUGCGGCAAAGAUACGGUCAGCAUUCAUGCUCCAGAAUCGAGACAAGUGCAGCGAUCAUGGAGUCCCGAUCUUGUAGAUGCACAAGGCCUAUCUUGGACUCCAGAUGGUAGAUGGCUGAUUCUGUGGGAGUCUGCCGCGCAAGGUCAUAGGGUCAUAUUCUACACACCAGAUGGUCACAAAUAUAAAGACUGGCGGGGAUCGCUCCGGUUGGCCUCUAGCGACAUGCAUGGCCGGGGAUUAGGUGCGGGUGUCAGACUCGUCGCGUUCAGCUCCGAAAGCCAAUAUAUGGCAAUUGGUGACUAUAGCAGAUGCAUUUCUGUGCUACCACUGGGCAGUUUGACAGAUGAACUGCAGCUCUGUCACCCUCACACCAUUGAGCCCAAGGAUACACUUCAGAUCUGGCAGGAACAGCUUGAUAGUUCUCAUGGGCAGAGCCUUGUGCACAUGUUCGCCAGAGCCUCCCAGCCCGUGGCGCCGGUUGUACGAAUGCCGUCUAAUGCACAAGAGCUGCGGACAGGCCCCCUUUUUAUACUUUUCGACAGUUCAGCGGCCUUGCUUGCGGUCGCACUAGAAGAUGCACCAAGCACGUUAUGGAUUUGGGAUGUCUCGGUUUCUGAACUACGUGCAGUUCUCAUUUUCCAUGCCGAGAUCUCUCGUGUCGAAUGGCAUCCAUCGCAGCCCGAACUUUUACUUGUGAAGUGUGAAGGACAAGACCAUGCUGGCAAAGUCUUUGUCUGGGACCCGCUGAGUGAAGGUCCUCGUGCUGUGGAUUUUACAUCACAUUUUGCGGGAAACGUGAGUGGUAGAUCAUCUGCAUAUUGGCUGCAGCUCCCGGAGGGGCCCGCGUCAUUGUUCUUUACGGACAGCGAAUCUUACCUUCUCGGAUCCAUGGCAGGACCAGAAGAUGGCAAUGUCCCAUGGCGUUUGUAUCAGUCAGCACCAUCGGCCAGUUCUAGACAAGCUGCACGAUCUCCGUUGUCGUCCGCUAAAGAACAUGACAUGGAUGACAGCGACAUGGGUGGAGAUGCCAGUCAGUUGGACGAUACUUUUCAAUUCAAGAAACUCGGCACCGAUUAG